Molecule: messenger RNA, 600 nt
Organism: Ruditapes philippinarum (Manila clam)
Lineage: Eukaryota; Metazoa; Mollusca; Bivalvia; Venerida; Veneridae
Product: hornerin-like
Exons: 1
Coding region: 1-600 (199 amino acids)
Source: RefSeq, a predicted model, not a curated record
AUGACGCGAAGAGGGGAAGACAAAAAGAGAGAAGAAAAGCCGGAACGCCGACCGAACGGGAACAAGGGGGAGGGGAGAAACAAGCAAAGGCCGGGGCAAGCACAAAAAGAAACAGGAAGAGGAAACCGCGGGGGUGGGCGAAGGAGAGGGAGGAACGAGGGAGCGAGGGAGGAAAGAGCCGGCGCGAAAACGGGCCGCAUGGGGGGGGAAAGUCGGCGAGCAGAGGGACAUAAGCCGGGCGCGACAAGAAAGAGGGGAGAAAGGGGAGACAGGAACAGGAGCAACGAGAGACCAGGAGCCGGACGGGCGGGAGACCGCAGCGGGGAGGUGACGCGGAGGGAACGGGGAGACAGGAGGAGCACGUACCGGGUGGCGGGACAGGGAGGAGCAGGGAGCGCGGAAACCGGAGGGAGGAGGGGUAAUGGACCGGGCGAAAACCCCAGCGAAAAAGAACCGGGGUGCCGGGACAGGACGGAGGGACCGGGAGGAAGUAGGCCGAAGGAUACCGAAGGGAGGAACAAAAAAACGAGGACGGGAGAGGGCGAAGGGGCGAGCAGGAGGCGUACGGGUAGGGAGAAAAACGGGAAGCAGGGGGGUUGA